This is a messenger RNA of Phyllostomus discolor (pale spear-nosed bat), 750 nucleotides long. Its product is annotated as ubiquitin carboxyl-terminal hydrolase 10-like. Gene Ontology annotation, cellular component: cytosol; early endosome; nucleus. NCBI's taxonomy places the organism in Eukaryota, Metazoa, Chordata, Mammalia, Chiroptera, Phyllostomidae. The record is from RefSeq and is a predicted model, not a curated record. Gene Ontology annotation, biological process: regulation of autophagy; DNA damage response, signal transduction by p53 class mediator; protein deubiquitination. Gene Ontology annotation, molecular function: cysteine-type endopeptidase activity; cysteine-type deubiquitinase activity. The transcript has a single exon.
GUCAUUUUUCAUGUUGCACUUGGAUAUCCAGUCUGACAAGAUAUAUGCAGCCCAGGAUGCAUUGGAAAGCUUGGUGGCCAGAGAAUCUGUUCAAGGACAUACCAGAAAAAAGAAACAAGAGGUUGAGAUCAGUUGAAGAGUGACUCUAGAAAAACUCCCUCCUGUCCUUGCGCUGUACCUUAAACUAUUUGUUUACAGGAACACUGGUGGAUGUCAGAAGCUUAUCAAAAAUAUUGAGUAUCCUGUGGACUUGGAAAUUAGUAAAGAACUGCUUUCUCCAGGAGUGAAAAAUAAGAACUUUAAAUGCUACGGAACCUAUAUACUAUAUGCAGUGGUCUACCAUCAUGGCAGCAGUGUGAUGGGUGGUCAUUACACUACAGACAUCUUCCAGAUCAAUCAGAACAGCAGGCUGCACAUUGAUGACCAGACAGUCAAGGUGAUUAACCAGUACCAGGUGGUGAAUCCCACUGCAGACCUCACAGCCUACCUCCUCUAUUAUUGCCAAGUGGACCUGCUGUAACUACCUAUGUGCUGUGUGUGCCCACACCCCCUCGUAGAACACCAACUUUCACUGACUUCCUUCCUCUCUUUAGUGGCUCUUUAAAGAGAAACUCUUUCUGCCUUCUACAAAAACAGACUAGAAUGAAACAGAGAUGCCUCGCGGCUUGUGUGCACAUAGCUUAUGUUGACUUCUCACUUCCAAAUCAAAAUCAUUUGGUUGAAACAGACUGUUGCUUGAUUUAACAUACA